CACGUGAGCUUCGGUUUUUGGCACUAAUAAACCUCUCUUCUCAAUCUUCACAUUCUCCCUCUCCCAAUCUCGCCAUAACAAUGCACCACCACAACACAAAAUCUCCGAGUUCAGCGUUAAUCAGACAGCGAAAUGACAGAGUUAAAUUCGAUCUGAACCUCUGAAAUCCCCAUCUCCAUCUCCCUUUUCCUCGAUUGCUUCAAGAUUGGGGAAAAACCAAAGCUAGAAGUGGAAUAAAGCGAAGAAACACAAAAAAGGAAGCAACUUGACAGCUCCCACGAGCCGGAAAAAUGGGCCCAGCUUCGGCGGCGGUGGAAUGGCUUCUCGGCUCGCCUGCUGACGUCAUCGCGCCGGUUUGGAAUGCGGUGAAAUCGUAUGGAAUAGUGCCGGUGUUGAGAUUCUCUCUCUACCUCUGCUUGCUGUGGUCGUUCUUGCUGUUUGUGGAGUGGGUUCACAUGAUGUUCCUCGCUGCUCUCGCCAAGCUGAUGCGGAGAAGGCACGCGGAGAGGUACAAAUGGGAGCCGUUGAGGGAUGAUUUGGAAGGUGGGAGCCUCGAUUUCCCCAUGGUUCUUGUCCAGAUACCGAUAUACAAUGAGAUAGAGGUGUACAAGAUCUCCAUUGGUGCAGCGUGUAGGCUGUCUUGGCCAGUUGAUAGGUUGGUGGUUCAAGUUUUGGAUGAUUCUACUGAUCUUGUUAUUAAGGAUAAGAUUGAGAAAGAGUGUAUGAGGUGGGCGAGUGAAGGCAUAAACAUUAGGUACCAGCUUCGAGAAGGUCGAAAGGGGUACAAGGCGGGGGCUCUCAAGGAAGGGCUGAAGCGGGACUAUGUCAAAGAGUGUGAGUAUGUUGCCAUCUUUGAUGCUGAUUUCCAGCCGGAGGCAGACUUCCUUCGACGAGCCAUGCCUGUCCUGAUUCACAACCCAGAGGUCGCACUUGUGCAGGCUCGCUGGAGGUUUGUGAAUGCAAAUGAAUGCUUCUUGACAAGAAUGCAGGAAAUAUCAUUGGACUUCCAGUUUGUAAUUGAGCAAGAAGGAGGAUCAUCCAUUCAUUCCUUCUUCAGUUUUAACGGAAGUGGUGGAGUAUGGAGACUCGGGGCAAUAGACGACGCUGGAGGUUGGAAUGAUCGAACCACUGUAGAAGAUAUGGAUCUUGCUCUCCGAGCUGGACUCAUGGGCUGGAAGUUUGUUUUCCUAGGCGACAUUGAGGUUAGGAGUGAACUUCCUAGUACUUUCAAGGCCUAUCGCUCUCAGCAGCAUCGGUGGUCCUGUGGUCCAGCCAAUUUGUUCAGAAAGAUGGUGAUCGGAAUUGUAAAGAACAAGGAUAUAUCGCUCUCACGAAAGUUCUACAUGAUAUAUAACUUCUUCUUCAUCCGGAAGGUCGUGGGAACUAUGUUUGCCUUCGUUUUUUACUGUGUGGUGCUGCCCUUGGUUAGUCUGAUGCCUGAAGUUGAUUAUCCUAAAUGGGGUGCCAUUGUGGCUACUUUGAUAAUUGCCACCGUAAACACGAGCAUCUCGACUCCAAGAUCAUUCUAUAUGGCCAUUCCUUGGGUCCUUUUCGAGAACAUAAUGUCGUUUCAUCGCACCAAGGCUUUGAUGAUCGGUCUGUUCGAGGCCAAGAGGGCAAACGAAUGGAUUGUCACUGAGAAACUAGGAGACGCCUUCGAGGGCAAAUCCAGAGCUGAAUUCAGUGCACCAAAGGGUUCUCGACAGCUUAAGCAUCUCCGAGAGAGAAUACUACUACAGGAGCUGGGAAUUGCUUCGUUUCUUUUCGCUUGUGGAUGCUACGGGAUCUUCUAUGGGCACGAUAGAUACUACCUGUAUCUCUUCCCUCAAGCCAUCUUCUUCACUAUUGCUGGGUUCGGCUACUUUGGCACGAUAGUCCCGAGCUGCCCCGAGCUCUCUUAGCAGCAGCCGGGGUCUUUCCUGAUAAUUAGCCAAGAAUAGGACUAACUUAGAACUGCUGACACAUUACUAGCAAGAUUUGAGUUGAAUUAUUGUGCUUCAGUUUUGCCAGAAAUUUGUGAUUCUUAUUAUGCCAACCAUGAUUCUUGAGAAUAAAACUAGCUACAACACCAUAUUUGUUGACCAUUAUUUUGGUUAUUGGAUAUUGAAGAUUCCUGUUGUAUUGGAUCUUGAUUUCCUGUUGUAUUCAUUUGGUGUUAUUUUGAA
This is a messenger RNA of Salvia hispanica, 2165 nucleotides long. Its product is annotated as putative glucomannan 4-beta-mannosyltransferase 11. The record is from RefSeq and is a predicted model, not a curated record. Gene Ontology annotation, molecular function: mannan synthase activity. Gene Ontology annotation, cellular component: Golgi apparatus. Lineage: Eukaryota; Viridiplantae; Streptophyta; Magnoliopsida; Lamiales; Lamiaceae.